Castor canadensis (American beaver) is the source of this 685-nucleotide messenger RNA. Its product is annotated as transmembrane emp24 domain-containing protein 11. Lineage: Eukaryota; Metazoa; Chordata; Mammalia; Rodentia; Castoridae. The record is from RefSeq and is a predicted model, not a curated record.
AAAUGCAAAUGCUAACACUUCUUUUAAGUUUUAUGUUUUCACUUUCAGCUGGUUUUUAUUUCCAUGUAGGGGAGCGAGAAGAAAAAUGUAUAAUAGAAGACAUUCCAAGUGACACAUGGAUAACAGGGACUUUUAAGGUACAGCAAUGGGACAUAGGCAGACAGGAUUUCCUUGAAUCUGCUCCUGGUUUGGGAAUGUUUGUGACUGUUACAAGCUACAAUGAUGAGAUAUUGUUAUCAAAAUUAUAUGGUGCAGAAGGAACAUUCCAUUUUACUUCGCAUUCACCUGGCGAACACAUCAUUUGCUUACAAUCUAAUUCCACAAGGCUUAUGUCAUUUGGAGGGAGUAAGCUGCGCAUCCACUUAGAUGUUCGGGUUGGAGAACAUGACCUUGAUGCAGCAAUUGCUCAAGCAAAGGACAAAGUUAAUGAAGUUACCUUCAAGCUUGAACAUCUAAUUGAACAAAUUCAGCAAAUACUCAAAGAACAAAAUUAUCGAAGGGACCGUGAGGAAAUUUUUCGAAUGACCAGUGAAGAUACAAACAGCAAUGUUUUAUGGUGGGCUUUUGCACAAAUAUUAAUCUUUAUCUCAGUUGGAAUUUUUCAAAUGAGGCACCUUAAAAACUUCUUUAUAGCUAAGAAACUUGUUUAAAAUAUUAUCAAUGGAACAAAUAACCUGCAUAAUUU